AUGUGUGUGUGNUAUCAGAGCUUUGUACGGGACUAUCCAGUGGUAUCCAUUGAGGAUCCUUUUGAUCAGGAUGACUGGGAAGCUUGGUCAAAGUUUACAGCUAAUGUAGGGAUUCAGAUAGUGGGAGAUGACUUGACAGUGACCAACCCCAAACGCAUUGAGCACGCGGUUGAGGAGAAGGCCUGCAACUGUCUACUGCUUAAGGUCAACCAGAUUGGAUCGGUCACUGAAGCUAUUCAAGCUUGUAAACUGGCUCAAGAGAAUGGCUGGGGGGUGAUGGUGAGUCAUCGAUCAGGGGAGACUGAAGACACCUUCAUUGCUGACCUGGUCGUGGGACUCUGUACUGGGCAGAUAAAAACCGGAGCUCCAUGUAGAUCUGAGCGACUGGCAAAAUAUAAUCAGCUAAUGAGGAUUGAGGAAGAACUUGGUGAUGAAGCUCGCUUUGCUGGGCACAACUUCCGUAAUCCAAGUGUCCUAUAAAUGCAUCCUGGCAUAUUCCGGCCAUGCCUGCUAUUUCUGUGCACAGACUCUGAGUGCCCAUUAGAUCACACCUUCCAUCGUCCUUGUUCCACACUCUCCUGCUCCAGGUCUUCUCAGACCCACUCACUGGAAUUGCCCAGGAUAUGCAAAGACUGACGCUUCCUUUUGCCUGUCAUGAUGCAGUGCUGCAAGUCAGCUUUGUCUGUGUUGCGCAGUGUCUGCUGUUUAGACCUGCUUGAGUCAUCGUUAUACCCAAGUACAAAAUGGUGUCAGCAUGUUUGCCCUGGUGUUUGGCCAGUAUUUUGCACAUUUGAAGAUUGUCCUUAAAUUGGAGUCCAGAUUGUAUUUGCUUAUUGAUACAAGAUGGUGUUUUUGUGUUUUGUCCCUUGGAAUAUCGGCAUCUAUGUUUUGAUCCCUGUGAGUUGUGUUUAAACCUGUGUGCUGCAUAUUGUCAGUAACUGGUUGCUCCAUUUGUAUGUGUGAACAGGGAGAGAGGGAGAGAGAGGGGGGGAAAAACAAGUGAGAGAAUAUAUGUUUCUUACCAGCCUCAAAAUACAAUUUAAUUACUAGCAUUGUAUGUAUGUGUGUGUGUGUAGGUUGGAAUCUGCAUCUGGGGUUAGGCGUUCAUUCAACCAAAGGUUGAAUUGCUGUAGAUUUUGUUUCUGAAUAUGAAGGGCAAGAUGUCUGGUAUGAUAUACUGGAUUAGUGUGCCAUGUUUUAUGGGAUGCUGUGGGUAGUGCAUUGUGGGCAUGUUCUUGCAAUCAGCACUUUGCUCAGAUCUCUCUCCCUCUCAUUGCUGCCUGGAUGUUUGAUCACAUUUUACUCUCUGCCUCUUCAUCCAUUUCCCUCUUGCUCUGCUAUCAUUUCUGCUUUAAGCCACAGAGGUUUCACAUUCAACUGCCUCCUCACCCAAUAACAACCACAAAAGAAAAAAGAGAAGAGAAAAAAAAAACACCCCAAUAUCCAGAAAAAAGUAACCAACAAGUAAAACCUCAAUUCAAUUAAAUUCUGUUUCAACCCUGAG
Molecule: messenger RNA, 1504 nt
Organism: Thamnophis sirtalis
Lineage: Eukaryota; Metazoa; Chordata; Lepidosauria; Squamata; Natricidae
Source: RefSeq, a predicted model, not a curated record